AUGAGAAAUGGCAGAACAUCAAUCAAUGGAAAACUACAUGACCUCAUGAGAAAGCCUAGAAAUUCUACCUGUUGUUCACACUCACUUGUUGGUUUUAGAGAAGACAAGCUACUGUUUCCAGGUGGAAUUGUCCUUUCUCUUAUAGUGCUGUUCAUAUCUACAUUCAAACACAUAAUGCAGACCUCACACGUUAUCCUUGCCGUAGUGGCAGCACUAUGCCUAGUGGUUGUAAACGAUGCUUAUGCCAUUCCCCAAAUGCCAGCUGGUUUUAAUUAUAUGCAAUAUGUUCCCGCCGAGUACCAACAAUAUGUGAAAGCGUAUAUGGGUCAAGGUGGUGCAGGUGCAGCCGCUGGAGGAAUGCCUAGUAUCCCUAAUUUUAUGGGCGCUGGUGGAGCUGGAGGAAUUCCUGGUAUGGGUAACUUUAUGGGCGGUGGAGCUGGUGGCGCCAAUUUCGCCAAUAUGUUCGGCAGCUGGUAAAAAGAUUGACAAGAACCUGAUAAACCCGAUUUAGAAUACAGAAUUAGUCCUUUACGUUUUUCAAAUUUCAACGAGCCGCUUGUAAAAUAUUCAGCUUUUAAAAUUGUUAGCAUUCUCUCCGGUCCGAUGAUAGCAACGCUUUACAAUGAUGUACAUCUGAUGUUUGUACGUCGUUGUAGCUUUUAGAGCAAAGCCAACAAUAGUAAUAAAGUUUUUGUACGUCUUUUACAAUCA
Messenger RNA from Lottia gigantea (owl limpet), 711 nucleotides. RefSeq lists its product as hypothetical. The transcript has 4 exons. NCBI's taxonomy places the organism in Eukaryota, Metazoa, Mollusca, Gastropoda, Lottiidae. The coding region runs from base 1 to 477 and encodes 158 amino acids. The record is from RefSeq and is a predicted model, not a curated record.